This is a messenger RNA of Kickxella alabastrina, 1253 nucleotides long. Its product is annotated as lactate dehydrogenase B. The transcript has a single exon. Gene Ontology annotation, cellular component: cytoplasm. Lineage: Eukaryota; Fungi; Kickxellomycota; Kickxellomycetes; Kickxellales; Kickxellaceae. The record is from RefSeq and is a predicted model, not a curated record. Gene Ontology annotation, molecular function: L-lactate dehydrogenase (NAD+) activity. The coding region runs from base 109 to 1146 and encodes 345 amino acids. Gene Ontology annotation, biological process: carboxylic acid metabolic process.
UUUUAUGCGUGCAACCUUCUUUGGUAUGUGAACCCUUAUCCCGGAAAGUACCAUCAAUCAAAGGGUCAAAGGAAGAAAAAUGGACACAAAUUCUUGAAUAUAAAUAGCAUGCUUCAUCGCUCGUCCUCACUUAUUUUUUAUUUCUAUUUAUCAUUCGAAAACAAUAUUUUAUAUCUUGGAAAAAUCCACUUACCCCUCAUUACUUAUAUAACAGCCCACUUCAUCAUGUCUAGAAUUCCUCGCAAUAGUGUCGCUGUCAUUGGCGGCGGUGGCAACGUCGGCGCAGCCAUAGCCUUCUCACUGAUCGCCAAAAGUGUCCCAGCAGAAGUCCUCAUUGUCGACGUAGCCGAAAAGGCAGCCAAAGGUCAAGCACUAGACAUCAGCGACGCUUCCUUCAUGAUGCCCGGCACCUGCCGGCAAGCCACAUUCCAAGAAGCAGGGCAAUCCGACGUAAUAAUUAUUACCGCCGGUGCACGGCAGCAACCCGGCGAGCCCCGAUCCAACCUUAUCGACCGCAACUACAAAAUCAUCAAAUCCAUCAUGGAUAGUCUGAAGCCGAUCAAGUCGACGGCCAAAAUCCUGGUUGUUUCGAACCCUGUGGAUGUUCUGACGGACAUCGCGCAGAAGGUUUCGGGCUUGCCGAGGGAGCAGGUUAUUGGAUCCGGUACCUAUUUGGAUUCCGGCCGUUUGCGUAAUGCGCUUUCGAAUAUCACUGGUGUUUCGCCCACGUCUAUUCACGCGUAUAUGCUGGGCGAGCACGGUGAUAAUCAGUUUACUGGGUGGUCAUCAGCCAGAAUCGGCGGACGCCCGCUGUUGGAGCAUCCAAAGAUGCACGAUAUCGAGUUAGAUAGCAUUUAUACAGGUAUUCAGCGCAAGGCUUAUGAGAUUAUCGAUGCCAAGGGGUCGACGUACUACGGGAUUGGAAUCUGCGCGGCGACUAUUGCUGAGGCUCUGCUGAAUAACACCAGCCAGGUGUUCCCUGUCACUAACUAUAUCGAGAAGUAUAGCUGCUAUAUGUCUUGGCCGGCGGCUAUCGGCUCGGAUGGCGUCGAGCAGUCGUUUGAUGUCAAGCUCAAUGACGAAGAGACCAAGAAGCUUGAGACGGCUGUGCAUGCCAUCAGGGAGGCAUGCGAAAAGUACAAAUAACACAAAUAUUUUUAAUUAUAUUUUUCACUCCAACACUUCUUUUUUAUUUUUAAAUGCAAGAGAAAAAGAAACAAAGUUAAAAACUAAUAUAUACGAUAUAUAAAGCA